AUGCAGCGUAAGGGCAGGAAGUCGAAGAUUUCAGAAAGGACCCUAGGGCUGAUGAAGAAGCGACGUGAAAACCCACCUGUCACUUUGUCGGCAAAGCGGACUCUAAACCGAGAGAUCAGUAAACUCGUACGACACGACCUCCGGUGCUCCAAUACUCUUUCAAUUGAAAGAGCGAUCGAGCAAAAUCGGGGGUCAAAAGUGUUCGUACAAUCUCUUGGAAGAAGCCACCUGACAAAGUUGACUACAGAAAGUGGAGAAGUCGUUGCUUCGAAGCCGGCAGUUCUUUUGGAAGUGGAAAGCUUCUAUGGCCGGUUAUACGCUUCGCAUGCAUCUCGACCUGAUCCCGAAAAUGAGGACUCUAGAGCCUCAUUAACACGUCACUACACCGAAGACCUGCCAGAAGUUAGCAUUGACGAAAUCGAGAUGGCUCUUGGACAGCUGAAAAAUGGAAAAGCCCCUGGAGAGCAUGGCGUUACAACAGAGCUGCUGAAAACCGUAAACCCGAGUGUGGUCGUCUUGGUCUUCAAAAAGGGUGACAAGACCAGGUUGAAGAACUUUCGACCCAUAUCCCUUCUAAGCCACGUCUACAAGCUGUUUUCGAGAGUCAUCACGAACCGUCUUGCGCAAAGACUCGACGAAUUCCAACCACCGGAGCAAGCUGGAUUUCGGAGCGGAUAUGGCACCAUAGACCACAUCCACACAGUGCGGCAGAUUAUACAGAAGACCGAAGAAUAUAAUCAGCCCCUGUGUCUAGCAUUCGUGGACUAUGAGAAAGCCCUUGACUCGAUCGAGAUCUGGUCUGUUCUGGAGUCCCUGCAGCGUUGCCAAGUAGAUUGGCGAUACAUCCAAGUGAUGAAAUGUCUCUACGAAGCCGCCACCAUGUCCGUCCAAGUGCAGAAUCAGCAAACAAGGCCCGUACCAUUGCAUCGAGGAGUGAGACAAGGGGACGUUAUUUCCCCGAAAUUGUUCACAAAUGCAAUGGAGGACAUGUUCAAGACGCUGCACUGGAAAGGGCGUGGCAUCAAUAUCAAUGGCGAAUACAUCUCUCACUUGCGAUUUGCAGAUGACAUCGUCAUCAUGGCAGAGACGUUGCAGGACCUACAGCAAAUGCUGAAUGACUUAGCUGACACUUCUGUACGCAUCGGCCUACGGAUGAACUUGGAUAAAACCAAGGUCAUGUUCAACGAACAUGUACUACCGGAACCGAUUGCGGUACACGGUGCCGUUCUCGAAGUUGUUCAAAAUUAUGUGUACCUCGGGCAGACAUUGCAGUUAGGUAGAAACAACUUCGAGGACGAGGUGAACAGAAGAAUUCGGUUGGGUUGGGCAGCGUUUGGGAAGCUACGUCGAGUCUUCUCAUCGUCGAUCCCACAGUGCCUUAAGACGAAAGUCUUUAAUGAGUGCGUCCUACCCGUCAUGACAUACGGAGCUGAAACGUGGACACUUACGGUACGGCUGGUCCACAAGUUCAAAGUCGCUCAACGUGCUAUGGAAAGGGCUAUGCUCGGCGUUUCUCUAAGGGAUCGCAUCAGAAAUGAGGUGAUCCGGCAGAGAACUAAGGUCACCGACAUAGCGUACCGGAUCAGCAAGCUGAAGUGGCAGUGGGCUGGCCAUAUUAGCCGCAGAACCGAUAACCGUUGGGGAAAACGAGUUCUUGAGUGGAGACCGCGUCUCGGCAAACGUAGUGUAGGACGCCCACAGGCCAGGUGGAGUGACGAUUUGCGCAAGAUGGCUGGCAGGAGCUGGAUGCGAGAAGCCCAAAAUCGAUCUAAGUGGCGUGCAAUGGGAGAGGCCUAUGUCCAGCAGUGGACUGCGAUAGGCUGA
Arctia plantaginis is the source of this 1824-nucleotide messenger RNA. NCBI's taxonomy places the organism in Eukaryota, Metazoa, Arthropoda, Insecta, Lepidoptera, Erebidae. The record is from the annotation of a GenBank genome assembly.